Molecule: messenger RNA, 4926 nt
Organism: Pochonia chlamydosporia 170
Lineage: Eukaryota; Fungi; Ascomycota; Sordariomycetes; Hypocreales; Clavicipitaceae
Product: protein (fungal and plant)
Exons: 4
Coding region: 1-4926 (1641 amino acids)
Biological process (GO): transmembrane transport
Molecular function (GO): transmembrane transporter activity
Source: RefSeq, a predicted model, not a curated record
AUGUCGUCGGAAACAUUGACUCAUCCUACUCUGUCGAACAACCUCGCCAGUAAUGUCGGAGGGAUUGUUUCGUCGCUCCAAGACGAUAAUGAGGAUGUCAUAACGCCAUCACAAGACUUCCAGUCUCGCAUAACGUCCCCCAAGCCCUCGAUAGGUUCACGGAACCACCAGCAACCGCGAAGACUGACGAGAGAUGUCAACGAGGACCCGAUCCUAGGCGUGGAACUGGGCCGCAUCAGGAGCAGACAGGCUGACGCCGUCACACUUCAACCAGAUCUUCCUCAAGCACAAAGCAGUCAGACAAACUUGAUAUCCCAAAGCGUUCCGCCUGAGUUGCCCAAUCUCCUAGCAGAGGUCAUCUUUGUUCUCGUCUGCACAGCGGGCCAGGUCAUUUUCGCGCUAACAUUGGGCCAUAUCGUUGUCAAUCAGUUUGCCUUUCGCGAUGCUCUGGAUAUAGUUUCAGCGCAGACACCAUGGCUGUUGGGGUCCUCGGCGCUCGCAAGCGGUUUAUCCAUCAUCAUUUUUGGCCCUUUGGCCGAUCUCGCUCCUCCGAAGCCUCUCAUGGUAGGCGCUUUCCUGUGGGAGGCAGUCUGGAAUGCCGUAACGGCAGUGGCCAUUUCUCCACGGCUCAAGAUUCUCUUCUUUGUAGCUAGAGCUAUGCAAGGCCUUGCCGUUGGCGUGCUCGUGUCGACUUCGAUGAGCAUUCUGGGCAGAGUGUACAAUCCGGGCAUCCGCAAAACUCGUGUGUUUUCCAUGAUGGCAGCAGGUGCACCGUUUGGAUACUGGAUUGGCUGUAUUCAAGGCGGUCUUCUUACUGCCCAUCUUCCGUGGAUAUUUGGUAGUACAUCCAUUUUUCUCGGACUAUGUGCGCUUGCUGCUCAGCUUACCAUCCCGAAGCUGCGACCGGCGAAUGACAGUACGAAUGCUGCUACGAAUGCGCCUUCAAUAAGGCAGUUCGAUUAUAUUGGUGCUCUGCUCGCAUCCUUGGGGUGCGGUUUGGUUCUUUUUGGGCUCACGCAGGGCUCGGCGGUAGACUGGAAUCCAUACACGUAUUCCAUGAUUAUCGUUGGUUUCUUGUCGAUUGUUGGGUUUUACUUUGUGGAGCGCCGGGUUGCUCGCCCUCUUAUACCAAAUGCACUUUGGAGAACUCCUGGUUUCGCCGCCUUACUUCUUUCGUAUACCUUUGGUUUCGGUGCUUACGGCGGAGCGUGGCAAUUCUACGCCAUUCAGUUCUGGCAACGAUAUCAAGGCGCGUCCCCUCUGACCGCGGCGCUGUACCUGCUUCCAAACGCCAUUGUCGGAGUGCUAGCAGCGUGGAUCGUCUCCAAGACGCUUCAUGUAGUGCCGGGUCAUUGGAUUUUCGCGACGAGUAUGAUCUGCUUUGGCCUGGGACCAGUCUUCUUCCUUCCUCAAAACCCCAACUCCUCGUACUGGGCUCUCUCAUUCCCAGGAGUGGUCUUGGCAACUUUUGGGCCGGACUUGAGUUUUGCAGCAGCAACCAUCUUCAUUACCUCCAGUGUGCCCAGGUCAUAUCAAGGAUCCGCAGGUGCUCUGUUGCUCACGGUCCAGAAUUUGACUCUGGCAAUUGUCACGUCGGUGGCCGACUCCAUCGGCCUCAAGGUCGACCAGCUUCCGUCAGGGGAGAUGGGACUCGAAGGUAUGCGUGCCGUCUGGUGGUUUGGUCUUGCUGCUGCUCUCGUCGGAGCAUUGAUAACUAUUACUAUGGAACGUACUGUAAUACUUGUUGAGAAAUGCAUCGCCUCUCAUCCUAGGAUUAGCCAAAGGUCAACCAGGAACGCAUGGUCAGGCAGUGGUGAGGAGCCGAAAUUGGUCUGCAUUCUCAACAACAAUCCAUCAGCCGGUUUGUCGACUAUCCGGUUCAUCGAGCGCGUCAUGACUGGUGUCAAUUCGCCUCGCAGCCAGCCUGCUCAAAGCAAUGGCGCUGACGAUGAGACGCUUGCAGAGCUUAAACGACCAACACGCCAGCCAUCCAAAUGGAAACUGCCUGGAUGGCUGAACCACUUUAACGCCAAUGACCUCAAAGUCGCUUUUCGUUGUUGGGUUGCAGUAUGGGUCGCGACAAUCCUCAUGCUCAUCAACCCGGCGCUGAAGAAUAUUGGCAUUGCCACCUUUUUCAGCGCCAUUGUCCUCUACAUUGUUCCGCCAGCCGGCAUAUUGAUGGUGUAUUUACUGGCCUCGUUAUCGUUACUUUUGGGCAUGUGCCUGGCUUGGGCUUGGGGUCUUUUGUCCAUGAAGGCCGCCUUGGCUGUGCGCCCUGACGAUGAAACCCAAGCGCUGCUCCAAUCCCUCCGACAGCAGGCGGCUACCAUUGGUAAUCAAACCGGACAGUCGCCGGCGGCUAUUGCCCAAGAGCUCAUCUACAAUGGCUUCAUGCUUGACGCGCGGGUUAUUGCCAUCUAUUUUGUCAUGUGCUGCGUCUUUAUAUAUGUGCUUGCUCGGCUGCGGUACGCCAAUGGCAAGCUAGUUUUGUUGCAACUCUUUGGCACUAUUGUCAUCGACGUGUUUUUGUUAACCGGGCCCAUCCUGACAAAAUUCAAUGCCAAGCUCGCGCAGGUGCUGGUGAAGCCAGGCGCAAUCGGAAUAGGCUUGGGGGCAGCCUGUUGCCUUCUCGUCUUCCCGCAAUCGACGUCGUAUGUUGUUUUGGGACAGAUGGAGCAACUCAUUCGCAUGGUGGAGGCACCUCUAGACUCGACACGACGGUACUUUGCUGGAGACGAGACGUUGGGUGAUGCGGAAUUACGAGCGUCGAAAGGCGCUAUUAUCGGCUUGUUCAAGAGCAUGGAGCCUGCUCUUGCAUUCCUUCCGCUUGAUCUUUCACGAGGCAGAUGGAACACUGAUGAUGUCAAGAGUCUUCAAGGGCGUGUGAGAGAUGCUAUUGCGGCCGGCCUAUUCCUUCUAGAUUUCCAUAUCGCUCGAGUUUCAGCGGCUGCCAGGGCCCAGAAACUUACAACAGCCCAGCCAACCCCUGAAGUGAUUUCCCCUGGAGACAUCAGCGACGAGAAGGAAAAGGAAGGGGGCAACAUGACCUUCUAUACUGGCCUGGUUGACGCUUUGAAGAGUCCGGAACAGAGCUCUAUCCGACAAGGCUUGUUGGAGACCCUCAAAGGCACAACCGCCGAAGUUCUUGAAGUGAACUCUCGAGCAAUUAAAGUUGCAGCCGAGACCGUUCACACCAUCAACACGGGACGAUGGUAUUUUUCCUCAAGCCGUACCAAGCGCCUCAAUCUACUCAAGGAAGAGUUGGCGGAUCUCCGUUCUAAAUUACAAUGCGCCCGGGAAUCAUGCGUUGUCAGCACCAAUGACGCCGUCCUUGGCGCCCACGCCGAUUUAUUUGAUGAGCACGGCCAGCUCAAAAACCGUAAAGACACAAACCCGCUGUCUUUUAAUGGAAUCAUCCUCUCAAUGGUCCUGGAAGAGCGCAUCGUAGGUACGGCAGCGGCUACGGAAGGCAUAUUAGAUCAAAUCCUAGAACUCUUGGAAUUGCGAACUAAGACGCGUAUUUGGAUUCCAUCACGACUUCGCUACGCAGUAUCUUGGCUGUUUAGCGGCCAUAUCGCAGCACCAGUUGCCGGCGCUUCGACGACACCUGCUGAGGACCCUGACGAUAUACUGGAACAAACUGAGGAGACUCACAGGCGGCUGCGUCUUGUCAGCAAGGGCACUGCUGCGCCCAAGAAGCGAAGAGGGUUCCUUACUCGAGGGAUUAUCGGCUUUUAUAAAUGGUUUACGAAUCCGGGAGGGAUGUAUGCUUUGCGAAUGGUCGUGGUCACCAUUGCCACCUCCAUUCCUGCCGUCCUCCCGAACACGGCAGGCUUCUUCUACCGCGAGAAGGGCAUUUGGGCGGUUAUUAUGGCACAAACAUGCUUGCUGAUGUAUAUGGCGGAUUUCACAUUCUCCCUGGUAUCCCGGGGCCUAGGCACGGUUCUUGGUGGCGCUCUUGCCCUGGUUGCUUGGUACGCGGGUUCAGGCAACGGCAUCAGCAACCCAUACGGACUUGGGGCUACCACGGCGGUUAUCUCAUUCAUACUCAUGUGGUGGCGCAUCUACUUACCCCCAGCAUUUGCGCAAGCAAGCAUCAUGACGGCAGCCACAUUUGUGUUGAUUCUCGGAUUCAGCUGGGACCAACAUCAUAUCGUGCAGUACGGCUUGCCUGGCGUCGGCUAUGUAGCCUUUUGGAAACGUCUUGUUACCGUUCUCGUUGGCUUUGCCGCGGCCCUCAUUGUUCAAAUUUUCCCCAGACCUCCGUCCGCCACUCGUUACGUUUGCAAAACACUGGCAAAUACGGUUCGAUCGCUGAACGACCACUACGCUCUUCUUGUAUCCCAGUGGGCUCAUUCGGAUCGUGAUGGUCAGAACCUUGGCGCCGCAGCAGCAGCGGAGAAAAUUACGUUCAAGGUUGCGGAAACCCUGAUGGAUCUGACGGGGGCUAUUAGUUUACUGAAAGUGGAAAUCAGCACGACUCAUUUCGACCAGAAGAUUUUGUUCACGACCAGGGAGCACUGCAACAGAAUGAACCAGUGCCUAGGCAAGCUGCUGGUUCUAUCGUCUACGCUGCCAAAACAUCUCCAGAACCGCCUUACUAAAACAGUGGGCAUUAUUGACGACAACGUCGUGGGCAACAUCAUGGCCGUUUUGACCAUUAUUGAAUCCUCGCUGCGAACCGGUGCGCCACUCCCGCAGAGGCUGCCGGCGCCACUGGUACAAAGCUGCUUUGUGGCGUGGUAUGCGCAGCAUGAACGUGCCGAGCUGAAUACAGAUCUCAUCAAGAGCGAGGACUACCGAAAAUAUUGUGUUGCGGUGUCGGCCUAUAUGACGUUUUUGUCGACAGUGGAUGACUUGGUAGAGGCUCUGAAGGAGGCGUUGGGAGAAGCUCACGUCGUACAUCACUGGGAGGAGGCAGUGUAG